UCAACAAAAAUAUUUGAUUAUAGUAGAGCCGCUGCGUGGUUGAUGUCUGCCAAAAAUAGUCGCACGUGGUUGACGAUAUUAAUUACUUGAAUUUAUUUCAUAUUAAUAUUUAGCACUUGAGAUCCUGCUUUCAAGGAAUUGGCCUUGUCAUCUUUGUCAGAAUUUAUUUAUUCUUAUUAUAGAGAAUUUAUCUUUUUCCUAUUUAAUUUCUCAUCAUAAUCCAGACAAUCGGAAAGUGCGAAAAGCUCCCUGGGAGCUCUUCGGUAAAGGAUCUGUAAAGGAGAAAGUUUGUUGGAAUCGUUUGGCAGUAUCAAGCUGAAGUAUAUAUUGACUCUGAAUUAUUUUCUCGUGUGCAGUCCCUCAUGUUUUUGUCAGCCCAUCGAUACGCACGGUUGCGCGCGCGCCUCUGUGUGAGCACACAUACACAACGAUGCAUUUGGAGCGACCUUCCUAUCCAAAGUAGCUUCUCCGGAGGGUUCGUAGGCUGGGUGAGGGUAGCCUGUGCCGGAAUGGCAGCGGAGAGCAUCGAGUCAGUUGGUGUAGAGACCUCACCAAGUGCACCCGCCUGCGUGUCUAAUGUCAGCCCGUCCCGACCUGUCAAUCCGCUCGACGUGUCGUCGGUAUACACGCGUUAUCCGAUAUUUUAUCCAUUUACACUUUGACACGGGAGAUGUAAAAUGUCGCGGCGAGACGCCGUAAGGCAAAUCGCUCUCGUGAUAUGAUCGGACUGUUCGGAAAAAAAAAAAAACUCCUCAGGGACGACACACCAUCGCGCGCGCGAUUUUGUUUAUUCAACGGAGAUUCGGCCAGUUUUUCUAACAAUCCUCGACGCUUCAAAUGACGAACUCUGCAAUUAUUGAUCACUGUUUUGGAGCUGACAGUUUUUAUAGAAAGUUUCUUGUUUUCUUCCUGGAUUUAUGUCUUUCCCACCUGAAAUGAUGUCGUACGAUUAUCCUCAUCCGGUCUCGAGAACAUACCAAUACAAGAAGAUAACGAAACCGCUCCUGGAAAGGAAGAGGCGGGCGCGGAUAAACCGUUGCCUCGACGAACUCAAGGAUCUCAUGGUGGACGCGUUGGAGACCGAGGGGGAGAACAUUAGCAAGCUGGAGAAGGCGGACAUUCUCGAGCUGACGGUGCGUCAUCUGCAGAAGUUGCAGGCUUCGCGGUCCUCCGGAUUAUCGGCGACGAUUGCGAGCGGCGACGAAAUUUCCGCGGAGAGCCGUUGGCAGUCCGGAUUUGGGCAUUGUGCGGCGGAAGCCUGCAGAUUUCUCUCGUCGCUUCCAGGUGAAGCCGCGGAGAGACUGGCGAGACACCUCGCAGCUGGUCUCCAAACGGGCCGGCAAACAAAUUCACCGCCGAAAGCCAACCUGUUAUCGCCUACCCUGGCCAAUCUGGAUCGCAUCGCCAACAUCGUAGCACCUUGCGACGUCGGCACCUCUGUCGAAAUUGACUCGGCGAUUCUCUCCACAAACACGUCGCCGAUAAGAUCCACGCCUCACGCCGAUAAAACUGUCCGCGAUGCAGGCGCGUCGGCGACAACCGUUUCCUCCAUGCCUCGAUCCCGCGCCUCGAUGUCGCUCGUUAAUGGGAGUGAGAAAUUAACCGUAAAUUGCAGUGCCAAAUCGAAGAGCCUGAGGGACCGGCGACAGCCGACGAUGACAACGACGACAACAACGAUGAGAAAUAAAACGAACGAUCCGCAAGACAUUAACGCCGAUGACGAUGAAGAAAUCGACGUCGAGCGCGUGGACGAUCGUGACCCGAUGUGGAGACCCUGGUAGCACGAAUACACUUUGUAAUAUGAAAUGAAAUGCAUUCUUUUUUUCACGUUUUAUUUGGGAACUUGGCGUCACUUACGUUACGUGUAUGUGUGCUUUAAUACAUUGAAGAAAAGUCGAUUUUCUUAUUAAUAAAAAUAUAAGAUACCAAAUAAUCUCUCUCUCUCUC
This is a messenger RNA of Pogonomyrmex barbatus (red harvester ant), 1947 nucleotides long. RefSeq names its product transcription factor HES-4-B. Lineage: Eukaryota; Metazoa; Arthropoda; Insecta; Hymenoptera; Formicidae. Gene Ontology annotation, molecular function: protein dimerization activity; DNA binding. The record is from RefSeq and is a predicted model, not a curated record. Gene Ontology annotation, biological process: regulation of DNA-templated transcription.